AAAUUAUUAUUUUUGGCGAAAAAAAUCACAGUGUUGUUUAAAAAAAAAAAAUUUACAAGAAAGGAUUAAAUUACAAGAAUAUUUUUUAGAAAUAAUUUAAAGUCUAUAUUUAAUUAUUAAACAUGUGGAGAAAUAUAAUAAUUUUAUCAUUAGCUAUAAUUGCUUGUGGGAUUGCAACCAACAUAUUGAAAGAGACCCCGGAAUAUAUUAUACCAUGUCAUAAAACUGAGGAUUUGGAAAAAUGUAUAACAACAGAAAUUGCUCACAUAAGACCAUUUUUAGCAAAAGGAAUUAAGGAAAUUGAACUUCCACCAAUUGAACCUUUUAUUAUGGAUGAAUUCACAUUGCAAUUAACUGAAGGCUCAAAUGGUUAUAAAAUUACUAUGAUGAAUAUUGAAGUUAGUGGUGCAAGUGGUUUUGAAGUUAAAAAUCUUAAAUUAACUGAACCGUUUAGUGCUACUGUUUCCUGCCCAGAAUUAAGAAUUGAAUCAGCAUAUACUAGUUCUGGUGUACUAUUAAUAAUUCCAGCUUCAGGUGGUGGAAAUUUCCAUGGACGUUUUGAGGGUGUUGUUGGCAAUUUAACUGGAAAAUUUUCAACAAAAAAAGUUGGUGAUUAUUCAUUUAUUCAUAUUGAUGCAUUUAAAGUAAAUCUUGAUAUAAAAAAAGCACAUAUGAGCAUAUCAGGAGCAUUUAAUAACAAUGAAGUUUUAUCAAGAGCAACAAAUCUUUUCUUACAAGAAAAUGCUGGAGAAGUUUUGCGUGCAAUGCAACCUCAAUUACAAAAGAAAUUGGCACAGGAAUUCGCUAAAAUUGCUAAUCAAUUAUUUAAACAUGUACCAGUUGAAAUAUUUUACGUAGAUUAAUAAAUAACGAAAUUCGAUCCUGCAUAUUCCUUCAAAUACCUUGUAUAAAUUUCCUUUUCUUUUUUCAUCUCUAAUCAACAGGAUUAAAAAAAAAAAACUCCAAGAGGAACGAAUUUUCAGUUAAUUUAAUUGUGAUAUUUUUUAGUGUUAAUA
Messenger RNA from Condylostylus longicornis, 1016 nucleotides. RefSeq lists its product as uncharacterized. The transcript has 5 exons. The coding region runs from base 123 to 863 and encodes 246 amino acids. The record is from RefSeq and is a predicted model, not a curated record. Lineage: Eukaryota; Metazoa; Arthropoda; Insecta; Diptera; Dolichopodidae.